UACUGAGCAAUAUGAGGAGUAUAAGAGGAAAAUGCUCCCACAGCGAGCGAAAAACAGACUGUAUGUGAGCUUUGGUGUACCAGGAGGUAUCGACUGCAAACUAGUUGGUCCAGAGACACCGUGCUUCUGUGCGCAUAGGUGGUAUAUAAUUAACCAUGCUCCAUUUUACUUGAUACAAUAGUCACUGACCAAGUAGGUGCACCUGCACUAUAGGAUCCAAUACAGAGCGAUCCAUUUAAAUCAAUUAUAAUAAAGAGCUAUACAUUCACACUUUUGUUUAUAAAUGUAUUGUUUGUAUAAGGGACCGCAUUUCUUUCUAUUAUAAAGCUAUAAACACUAAGCAAAAUAUUAGAAACACCUCUAAGGUUAUACGCAGUGCAGUUCUUUAUCAUGUAAAAUUUUCCGUUGUUGUCACAGAAAUUCAGUUUGAGGUAAAGUAUUUAUCUGUGGACCCCAUGCGUUGGUCUCAUUAGUUUCAUCGAGUUCUGUCAUCUCGUCCCGCUGUGUCAGCCAAUCGACUCGUUCCUUUUCCAUGCGUCUUCCCCCAGCUGUCCCUCAUUGUGCCAUUAGUUAGUCUUGUUUAAGCUCAUGGUUUUGUAUGGUUCCUUGUUGUGCUUUCCUGUGUAUAUGAGUUUAGAAUUUUUGGAGCGCUCUUCCUCCAGUGCUUAUUAAGUUAUGAAUUUCGAGCACAAUGAUUGUUUUUCUCCUGAUUGUUUUUAUCUAUAUCUGGUUCCACGCGUGUCUGCCAUUCUGCUCGUUACUCACAUUUAGGGAUACAGUAGUAAGCUAUCAGGUGAAAUUUCAACAUGUACCUAAAAUGUUCUUUAGUCAAUCCCCGGCCCCGCCUGUGUGGAGUUUGCAUGUUCUCCCCGUGCCUGCGUGGGUUUUCUCCGGGCACUCCGGUUUCCAUCCCACACCUAAAAUCCGAAUGUCUAUUUCUUUUAUACAAGCAACAUAAGACAGACUUUGAGAUAAUUCCUUCUGAGAGACCUUUGCUCCUACCAUGCCGAAUGAAGAAAUGUCUUUGUUCCACCUAUGAGUAUCUUCCCCACAUCGGGACAAUACCCAUCCGCUGCCAGUGUAAACAUUUACCUGAGCAUCACAACGAAACUGACGGACAUUUGUGCAAAACGUGUGACUGUUCUGGGUUCAGGAGUCCGUACACGUGUGGUUGUGGCCAGCCCAGCUUUAAUCACCAGACCCUGGUUGAGACAAAGUCCGAGAGGGAGGCACGGGGUCGCCCGGUGGGCCAAGAUGUCCCUUAUGCUGCAAUGGGAGGUCUGACUGGUUUUAGCUCCUUGUUGGAUGGUUACAUUGCUUUGGAAGCCAGUGGUUCAACUGUCUCACCUGGACAUCAAAAAGCUGCUGACAUCCAUCAGGUGUCCUCCAACGAGGACGUAAGCACGUCACACCCGAGCCGAGCAAAUGUGUCACUUACAAUGUGGCUUGACCUUCUGCUUGGCUUGCUAUCAGAAGACCUUAUCGUGCACUGCAUUCACCUGAGCAGCACAGCGGGGGAAAAAAACCUACACAGAUCAUAAUAUUGACAGCAGAAUACAUGACUUUAAACUAAAAAAAAGAGGGCUUGUUAAAAUUGUGAUUGCCUGUGUUUUCUGCAGUAGUGUAGAAAUAAGUCCUCACUUGCAAAGCAAAUACUUCCCUCCACUGUGAAUCAUGCCUCAAUACGAGCCUGACAGGAGGACCUGUGCACUAUAUUGCACCUUGGUUUGAAACAUGCCAAAGUUGGCUGCAGAGGCUCAAAAUAAUAGCAGAGCUUACUUGCAAGUAACCCUUUGGGACCAUAGUACAAUAGUGUUGCCAAAAACAGCUAUUUAGAUGUCGAGAAUUCCGUGUAACAGACGUUAAAUAGCCAAGAAAAGCUGUGUGAGGUUGAAGCGCAAAGAAGAAUGGAGGAGCAACACCUUGUUGAAGAACAGUCUUGCAAGAAAUCAUUUCAAAUUACCCCGUGUUUCAUCAACUGUGUUUUAACUAACGCAAACAGCCUAUUGGAAUAAGUCUGGUAGUAAUCUUUUCACUACAUAGUAAGUAAAAAUGAUUAUUUAUUCAAUGUGAGUCCCAUUGAGUUGGAGGAUGGCCACCGAUUUCUAGUUCUGCUGUUCAGUAGACUCUUUCCCAAUGCUGACUGUAUUAUAUUCGGAAUAUAAAUAAAUACAUAUUUUUAUCAACAAGCUAAGGCCGCUGUUUCACUCAUCUUACCCACUGUGUGUGCGAGGAUAUAGCUUUUAACCCCACAAAACAGAUGGCAAAGAACAUGAGUUAGAUUGUCUGUUUCGGACCCUAUUAUCGGGACAAAUUAAUUCUUAACACACCUCAAACGAUAGGAUGAUCUUAUAAAAUAAUCAGAAAAUAUAUCCCAUCAUCACAUUAUUGAAAGAGCGUGAGUUUGUGAGGGCUUAUUUUCAGCUGUUGAUAAUUAUACUGAACGGUCUGUCUUAUCAGAUACGGUAUAUGGCUGGCUUUUGGAUGUUGACAGAAGCUCAGUGGAAACUGUUUGUGCGGUCACAAUAAUUUUAUUGCUAAUGAUGCUCAAAUUAGAUGUGGUGGGCUAAUGUAAUAUACUCCCUCAUGGGUUAUCAAUCAGCGGAAGACCUAGUAAUACAGUGUGACAUGAUGUGUGCAGAAUAAUGUGUUUCUUUUAUUCAACACAAAGCAGCGAUGUCACGCCUAGAUUUUAAAACCCAGCAGUAAAGAUUUAACGUCAAGUAGUGUUUUAUGUAUGUACAAUAGUAUAAGAUCUUAUACAAGAGCAGUAUCAAAAAGCCUGCCUUUUUAAUUACAAAAAGGCUGCUUCUGUUUUGCAAUGCAUCUGUUUUUUGAUGUACCUAAAUAACCUCAUUUACCAAAUCAACAAUCUCAGUAUGAUGCAGUGCAAUUGUAUUGUGAUAUAAGGUAUAAUUUCAAAAUAAUACUCCUUUGAAAGUGUUAAGAAUAAUUAAUAAAAAAAAAAAAAACGGGAAAAUUUCAUUUCAGAACAAUAGCCAUACAAACUGACAUUACUUCUGUACACUGUGGAGUCUGUAUUCUGUGGCUCAAUGUUGAACGACCAGAGGGUGAAUAUAAUCAAUCAAUCAAUCAACCAAGCUAAUUUGUUCGAACAUUGUAUAUUCUGUUACGUAUUGUUUUAUUACUUGUGUCUUUUGUUUCUAGAGAGAGGAAAAACGACAUUUUGAUGUAUUCUGUAGCGUACUGCCAAUAUAAAAGCCUUGAAUGUAUGCAUUCCAUAUGGUAACCGCACAGACCAUCACUUCUUGUCCUAUAAUGGCUC
Molecule: messenger RNA, 3286 nt
Organism: Phyllopteryx taeniolatus (common seadragon)
Lineage: Eukaryota; Metazoa; Chordata; Actinopteri; Syngnathiformes; Syngnathidae
Gene: fam221a
Product: family with sequence similarity 221 member A
Exons: 5
Coding region: 807-1541 (244 amino acids)
Source: RefSeq, a predicted model, not a curated record